Messenger RNA from Didymodactylos carnosus, 726 nucleotides. The record is from the annotation of a GenBank genome assembly. Lineage: Eukaryota; Metazoa; Rotifera; Eurotatoria; Philodinida; Philodinidae.
AUGGAACAUAUUGACGACGACCAACUAGCUACAAAUUUAAGAUAUCGUUUUGAUUAUGUAGCAAAAUUUAUCAGAUGGUCUAAUGACGAUAUAGCUGUUUUGAAUUCGCUGGAGCCAAUCGUCUCUCCGUUACUCCCAGUCGUUGUUGAUGCCGUUUAUAAAAAAUUAUUUCAAUUUGAUGUGACAAAAAGAUUUUUUUUUAAAAGAAACGAAGGAUUUGAAGGAAAUUUGCCGUCAAGUUUAAACGAUCUAACUUUAAAUUCGGAACAAAUUCAGUUUCGUAAAGAUAUGUUAAGUCGUUAUUUAACACGUGUUAUUACAACAAAGGUAUGGGAUGAUUCAUUCUUACAAUAUUUAUCAAGAGUAGGAAAAAUUCACACAAAUAAUGGUGGUUCAAAAUCGAUUAACGUUCCUUAUAUACAUGUGAAUGCACUAUUGGGUUACGUUGAACAUAUUCUAAUUGAUGCUGUUUGGGGAGUAGAAAAUGUUGAUAAUAAAACAAAAAAAGCAGCCAUAUUAAGUAUAAACAAAUUCUUUUGGAUCCAAAACGAUUUGUUUACAAUGCAUUAUAUUGGCAGUAGUAGUGUGUCGAAUGCACCCAAAGAUGACACUGCAAUACCAUCAAAUACAUCUAGUUUUGCGUUUAAUCAUCAUCUUCUUAUGACAUUUGCAUUAGUGGCUGCUAUUGCUGUUGUGAUCGGAUAUUAUAUUGGUGGGCAAAAGUAA